Messenger RNA from Letharia columbiana, 1221 nucleotides. RefSeq lists its product as uncharacterized. The transcript has 3 exons. NCBI's taxonomy places the organism in Eukaryota, Fungi, Ascomycota, Lecanoromycetes, Lecanorales, Parmeliaceae. The record is from RefSeq and is a predicted model, not a curated record. The coding region runs from base 1 to 1221 and encodes 406 amino acids.
AUGCCUCUACCGGCAACUGAAGAAUUGUUCACCAUACGGCGUAGUUCGAGGCUUCGGCAGAGACUGAUAUCAUCUUCACGGCAUGUUGCACCAACAAAUGCGUCCUUAUCCAUUACAUCAACACCCACAGCAGGUGGUAUCCUACUCAAACUACCGCCCGAAAUUCGUGACAUGAUCUACGCUCUCCUCUUCUCUGCCGGCGAUCUUUCACUACUGCGCACCUGCCGGGGGAUCAAUACGGAAGCGCAGUCCAUGUUCUACCGAGCAGGCAUAUUCCGCCAAGAAGCUGGCUACUCUGCGGUAAAUCGACUUUACUACACAUCGUCACAGUUGCUGGCUCAGGACUUUGAGCUUCGAUGCAAUCUAGACUAUUACGUAGAAUUUACUACUAUCGAACCCGUUGUUAACUUCAGGCCUGCGUCGUAUUUCGUUCAUCGUGGCAUCUACCGAAACAAGUUGCUCAUCAAAUUGAACUUCGGCAUACUGUGUUCCUUAUCAGAGAUCAAGAGCGGUAUCACGAAGGUCCUUGAGCGGCCGAAAAGCUUUGUCGGGUUCCGGGUUCUGGUGGUCGAGUUGAUGCCGCGGCUUAUGAUUUUCGCCGACGAGGGCAGGAUCAGGCUGUUCGUGAAAAACAUACUGGAACCAAUUCUGGGUCCCGCAGUUGAACAUAAUGGGGAAAAUGGUCCAUAUAUCAAAUUCCGUCCCUGGAGUGCUGUGGGCCGUCAACAUCAUAUCUUGGAGCCGGUGUCGAUAACGUACGAUGUACUGAACAGGCAGAGAUUUUACACGCGCUUUCAUGAAGUGGACCGUCCGGCUGAUGAAAGCGAGGAGGAACAUGGGGGCGGUGAAGAAAUUGGUGAAGGAGAAGAGGUGAGUGGCGAGAAGAUGGGAGUGGGUACGAAUCAAUUAAACAGAGAAGGAAGCGCCGGUGAAAGGAUUGAAACAGAGGAAACAGAGGACGUCGGCCUUGCAAAGACAGCAGACAAGAAGGGUGGAGCGAUUAUGAACAUCCAAGUGCCGGACGACGACGGUUCCGAGUCAGACGACGACGGCCUAGAGCUGAAGAAUGAUUUAGGAGGUAGACUAGACGAAAGCUUCAUGAACAACGUCUUCAUUUCGUGGAGCCAGAACAAUGUUGCAAUGGGCGGCAAGAGAAUCACUCUGAGUCAACGUGAUAAAGUAGAUGGCAUCGAAACAUUUGACUUCCUCUACAUGUACUAA